AAUCUCGAUCAACCAACCGUAAUUCGACCCAGUUACAUUGACCAAUCAGAGAAGUGCCUGUCUUAGCAAGGUUGUGUGAACGAGCGCGGAAGCCAGCCAUGUUUGCUUCAAAGUAAGAGAUUCAAUUUGUCCCAUUUUGGGUCAAGAUGACAUAUUUAAGAAGCGGAAUGUGGUAAACGUGAAGACUGGCACCGAAACAAUUAGAGGUCUUAUUAAGUUUGAUAAAGAGUGAGAAAAGAGGUUAAUCCGUGCAACACUUACAUGAAAUGGGGCUUUAUUUUGGUAAUUUUCCCAGAAAUGUAGUUCCGACCCCGGCCGAAGACAGUGUUAUUUUACGAGCUCCGUGAACGUCUGCUCGACUCAAAACAGAUGACAGCGUUGACCAGAAAAAUCAAGGAAAAUUGACACUAAUACAACAGCGACUCUCGGGAUAUAAUUUGUAGAGUAUGAAUGUAGAGUACGUCGACAUUAUGACCAUUUGGAGACCGAGAGGUGUUGGCUUUCAGACACACAGGCGACCGUCGCGCUGCUAAAUCGUUGGUAAUGUAUUUUCCACAGCACACAGCGUCUGAUUGUGCUUGAUAAACGGAUGUGUCAGCAUCGGCGGACGGACCCCUCCGCGUUAUUGAGCAUGUAAACCGCUUGACAGCCGGUUAUCUCGGACCUUCGACGACGUGAAACGGCAAACUGUUCACCGGAGUUGCAGCCAUGGCUUCGGCGCUGAGUUUCUUCAGCGGUCCCGAGGUGCUGGAGGACGUGGAGCACGCUCGGGGUUUGAUACAAGAGCUGAAAUUUCUGUACGACUGCCGGCUGCUCGGGGACGUCACCAUCGGGGUCGAGUGUGAGGAGGAGUCGCUGGAGCCCGGCGGAGAGUCGGCCAGAGGUGACAUCGAUCAACUUUUCCUGUGUAGCCGCAACGUGCUGGCCGCCGCCAGCCCGUACUUCAAGAGCAUGUUCACCGGGGGGUUGAAUGAGAGCAUGCAGGAGAGAGUGGUCAUCCGAGGGGUGGACGCCGAGUCCAUGUCCGUCAUCAUCGACUAUUGUUACACGGGCAGGGUGACCAUCACGGAGGGCAACGUCCAGAGGCUGUACGCAGCGGCCAACAUGCUCCAGCUCGAGUACAUCAGGAAAGCCUGCUCUGGGUUCAUGUCAAGGAGGCUGGACCUCUCCAACUGCGUGGGCAUACUGAAGUUUGCGGACACCUAUGACAACCCUGAGCUGAAGGGGAACGCACAAGCUUUCAUUGCCAAGAACUUCAACCAGGUGUGUAACGGGGGAGAGCUGUGCGAGCUGGACCUGAAGCAGCUGAAGGAGUUGCUGUCCCUCAACACCCUGGACGUGGACUGUGAGAGGAAGGUGUGCGCGGCCGCCCUGCAGUGGAUAGAGGCCAACGCGCCGCAGAAAAGAGAGGAUGCCCUGCAGGCGCUGACCUGUGUACGCUGGAACCUGUUUGCCGAGAAGGACAAGUGUUACCUGGAGGGCCUCAUGGCGAGACCUCUGAUCGAGAAAUACCUCGCCUCUUUCUUCCACCGGUCGGCCGAGGACGGCUGCGGAAUGUCGGCGACUCUGGACGCGCCAAAGCACAGGAUAGGCGUGAGCGCAAAAGAGAUGAUCCUCUUCUUCGGCCUGCCCAACGAUAACAUAAUGUGCUGCGACCCUUACUCGGAGGACCUGUAUUUCAUGGCUCCGCCUUUACAGGACCUCAGCAGCCAGGAUUAUAAACGGUCCACCAUGGAGUCCUUAAUCGCCUGUGCUUCACCUGAAAACAACUUGUUCCUAGCCUCCCAUCUCUCCAAACACUUCUGGCUGUACAACCCGGUGCUCAACAGCUGGCAGGAGUUGGCAGAGAGACCGCUGGGGAGGAUACACUCUGGCAUGGGCUAUCUCAAUGGCCAUGUGUACCUUCUGGGUGGCAGAAAUCCAGUGACGGACGCCCGACUGAAGGAGGUCGAGUGUUACAGUGUCCAGCGGAACCAGUGGACGUUUGUGGCUCCUCUGCCUCAUUCUUUGGGUAAAAUGCAGGUGGUGGCACUAAAUGACCACUUGUACGUGGUGAAUAAAAGGAGGAUGCUCUGCUACGAUCCCAAGAGGAACCGCUGGCGCCACUGUGGCUCGCUGAGAAGGGACAAGCUUCACAAGGCCUGCGUGUUCCAGGACCAGAUCAUCUGCGUGUGUGACAUCCCCGUGGUGAAAGCCUACAGCCCCACCAGGGGGGAAUGGAAGAGGCUGGGUGACAUUCCCAUCGACAGCCGCGCUCUUAAUUACCAGGUGAUCCAGCACAACAACAAGCUGCUCCUCCUCACUCAGACGUUACUGCAGCACAACAAAAACAGGGUCCUUAUCCAUGAAUACGACCCAGCCAGGGACACAUGGAAGAAUGUAAUGGCUGUGUAUGUGUCCACCUUUGGGCCCGUGUACGUUUCUACGCGCGUCUACCCUGCAUGCCUGGGCUCCGCGCACAGCUUCUCUACAGAGGAGGACGACGACAGCGGCUCAAGUGCCGACUGGGACUUUGACGGUUUGACAGACGCAGACUCGGACUCUGGCAGCUCUAGCUCGUUCUCAGAUGAGAACUGGUGAUGGAAAUGUGUCAAUUGUGUCAAAGAAAAGUUUAACUUAUUUAUAAUUAAAUGGGUUUUUGCAGGGUUCUGCCUGCCAGGAGAGGAGGUCACAGAUCCACAUUCAAUUUAGUAUUAAAGCCAGUCAUUUACAGUGGAGGCUGUCACAAUCUGGCUUUAGUCUCUUUCCAUGGCAGACAUUUUGUCUCGCCAAAUCAGGGAAAGGCACAGGUGGAAUUAAUGAUGGCUGCAGUCCAUUUGGCUGAGCUACUUACAGGGCUCUGGUAAUGUCCGAGCUUCCUCACCUACGUGACUUACUGGGACAAGCAGACAGUGAAGCCAUCGUUAAUGUCAUUGGUCACACCUGUGCUUUUCCUUCUUUGACAAGUCAAAUUGUCUGCCUUGAAAGGGGCUCUCGUUUGAGACAUGAGGACUGUGUUCUUCCACUUUUAUCCUGUCCUGACAGUAUGAUGUUGGAGAGAUACCUUAUUACACCAUUACUCAAGACAAAUGUAUGAUUGAACCAUCUACGAACUAAAUUGUGACACCUCAGUGUAAUUUGGGGAACUGGUGAGAGGCAGAUUAACAAAGAUGAGAACUGAUGAUUUAAAUGCUUUAGACACACAGAAUCCUACACUUCCCAGAAUGCACUGGUUUCCAAACUGAGGAUUGAUGUCACAAGACCAGAGGGAAAAUGUGGAAUGAAACUUUGGCCCCCUGAGCACCAGACAAUUAGACUUCAAACACAGGUGUUCUUCACAAGAUAAUUAAUUGCUGGAACUGAGCCAUCUUUAAUGUUAUUGCUUCCAUCUGUGCUUUCCCUGCUGCAACAAGUUAAAAUGUCUGUUGGGAAAGAGAAUUUAAUUAAUAAGGCUAUCAAGAUCCAUGUAGAAAACAAAAUGACAUUUGGAAUACAAGAUUAAAGGACUUCUGGCAGCGUGGAAAAGAAAACAGGGGAUGCGCGUCUAGCAAACACAUUGAUCGAAGCCAAAAUGCGAAGAUGCCCAUUCUUGCUCUUGAGUUCACGGUCUAUAUACGCAGUAUUUUGUAAUCCUGGUCCUGAGCCCCAACACACCAGAUCGAAAUGAACUGGUUGUUAUCAGGCUUCAGCGGAAUUUAUUCAUGAGCUGAUCAUUUGAAUCCGUGCACACAAAGAGGUCAUACACACUGCUGGUGCUGCGAAACUACAGUACGAUGAGAAGAAGCCAAUGCACUGUACGCUCACUCAGGUUUAGGCUUCUGCCUGUAUGCCAUGAUUGAUGUUUGUUUUUGUUUUGAUGUAGUGAAAAAAAGUGGUUUUGGUGACAAAUGACAAAUUUUAUGAAAUUUAUUUUGAGUGUGUGUGUUUUCUUAUCAAAAUUUUUUUUGUAAUUUAACAUUUAUUUUACAAUUAGGAAUCAAAAUUCAAGUGUUUUAAGUAUUCUUUGGUCCUGAUGAAUUGUUUUAGGUGAAGGACAUUUUGUCUGCAUGUGUAUAUAUAAAAACAAAAAAAACCCACAAAAAACAGUUUGGAAGCCAUUGUCCUCCCCCCAGUUAAUGAGUGUAGCUCCUGCUGCUGUCUCUCUUUAUGAUGGAUAGAAGUGAAAUCUUAACUUGUGCGUGUGUGUGAGAAGGUGAGGAGUGAUUGGCUGUGCUAACACUCGUGAUCUGGAUUAUAAAGCUGUUUUGGUGUAUGUGUCAAAUAAACAUCUGCAACUGAUAUAGAGCA
Acanthopagrus latus (yellowfin seabream) is the source of this 4266-nucleotide messenger RNA. RefSeq names its product kelch repeat and BTB (POZ) domain containing 7 (gene kbtbd7). Gene Ontology annotation, molecular function: protein binding. The transcript has 2 exons. NCBI's taxonomy places the organism in Eukaryota, Metazoa, Chordata, Actinopteri, Spariformes, Sparidae. The record is from RefSeq and is a predicted model, not a curated record. Bases 709 to 2580 code for a protein of 623 amino acids.